UGAUGCUCGCAAUAAGUAAGCGCAUGCGCUUUUGCAGGCAAAAGUUGGGUCUCAUGAGGACCGGUGCCAGUUCUCCAGGGACGACCUGCGCCUGGGCUCAUGGUAAUGACUCCCCGUAAGCCUUAUUUUCAGUGCCAGUUCCCCAAAGAUAAUAAAAUCCUCGAGCUUCACCAAUAAAAAAGACUGAAGCCCAUCACCAGGACCACCACCCACCGCAUAAAGGAAUAAAAGCAUCACCAACUCUGAAUCGAAGAGCACCAUAGUUUCAUUCAGAGCUUCUCUUCUUCAAUGGCAGAGACAAGGAGAAUGGGCGAGCUGGUGAAGAGAAACAAACAAAUCCAGCAACCAGCCGAACAGGAAGCAGAGAGUCCAUCUUCUAGAAGAGCCCUUAGAAGUUUCUUUACCUGCAAAGACUACGAAGCAGCAGAAGGCGGCAGAAAGAAGUCUAAGAAGAUCGGAUGCUCGGGGUCUUUUUGUAACCUUAGGGACAACUCCAGGGUCAUGCAGAGGCCGGAGAUCGGUUCACCCGAGCCUUGCAAAAGAAGAGCUUCGGUCAGUGGCUGCACUACUGCUGAGAGAACCAAGAAGAAGCCUCUAAGCGAGAUAAAUGGUGUUGCUUCCAAAUCCUCUUCUCACUCAUCUGCCUCUGCGGCUGCCUCCUCCUCUUCAUCUCUUGGUGGGUCCUUCAGAGGAAUGCAUCUAAGGAGGCUUUCUGGGUGCUACGAGUGUCAUAUUAUGGUAGAUCCCAUAAAUGGGGUGUCAAGAGAUUCUUCUCUGAGGACGACCAUCUGUACCUGCCCUGACUGUGGGGAGAUCUUUGGGAAACCUGAGAUUCUGGAGCUUCACCAGGCGGUUAGACACGCUGUUUCAGAAUUAGGUCCCGAGGACACUAGUAGAAACAUAGUAGAGAUCAUAUUCCAGUCAAGUUGGCUCAAGAAACAAGCACCAAUAUGCGAGAUAGACAGGAUCCUCAAAGUCCACAACACUCAAAAGACAAUCGCAAAAUUUGAAGAUUACAGGGACUCCAUAAAAAGUAAAGCCAGCAAGCUUGCAAAGAAGCAUCCGAGGUGCAUCGCAGAUGGCAAUGAGCUCCUAAGGUUCCACUGUACCACAUUUUUGUGCUCCCUCGGCCUGAAUGGGACCACCAACCUGUGUGACUCGAUCCCGUACUGCAAUGUCUGCAGCAUUAUAAGGAACGGAUUCAAGGGUGAUGUGCUUGGAAGGAUCCGAACAAUGGCAACUAGUGGGAGAGCACAUGACACUGCUCAGAUUUCUUCAGAUGAUGAGAAGAGGGCAAUGUUGGUAUGCAGGGUGAUUGCAGGGAGAGUGAAAAGAAACCAAGAUGCUUUGGAGGAGUGUGAUUCGGUAGCUGGCACUGCAGGAAUUUACGCAAAUUUGGAUGAGCUCUUCGUGUUUAAUUCAAAAGCUAUUCUGCCUUGUUUUGUUGUGAUUUACAGGGGUUUCUAGCCUUAUCAGUACAAAUUUUCCAUGGAGUAUUAUAACCUCACAUGUUUGUAUUGUUCCUGAAACUCUUGUGCUGUUGCUAAUCAAAUGCAACAAUUUUGAGCUGCAUUCAGUUUGAGAGCACAGGAAUGUAAAACAUUCUCCUUUCUCCUCUAAUCUUAAUUAAGUGCAGGUUCUUCUACUUUA
Molecule: messenger RNA, 1650 nt
Organism: Elaeis guineensis (African oil palm)
Lineage: Eukaryota; Viridiplantae; Streptophyta; Magnoliopsida; Arecales; Arecaceae
Source: RefSeq, a predicted model, not a curated record